AUGGCACCCCAACCCACACACCGCCUGGCGCGUCCCUACGGCGCUUGUACACACGUCACAAUGGUUCGAGUGUACAGCUACAUCCUCAGAUGCGAUUCUUGUGGUAACUACGGUCACUUCGGAUGGUUGUACCGGUGUAGCCAAGACCAGGAGGAAAUAUUGCGCAACUCCAUCUCAAAUGGCGAAGAGGUCACCUUUGACGAUAUCGGUAAGCAGUUGGUCACUGCUGUUCAGCCAAGGAACCGCGGUCCAGAGAAACGAUCAGGGAACGCCGCCAGCUUUCUCGAGGAGAUGCCCCCGAGGGAUAUUACGACCACCUACACGACCGACCAGCUCAUGACCAUCUUCAACCAACGGAAACACCUCGGAGACGUUCUUCGUCGAGAAUCAUUUCGAAUGAAGCCGGCACCUACCCAAGGCCACGAUGGCACGCAUUCGUCCAGCACCUACGACUUGGACGACAUUCUAGAGACCAACAUAUCCGCUCCUUGGGUUCCCAAGUCGAAAGACGAGUGCCAAUACAAGAUCUGCUCCUAUUGUCGCCCCGGCGGAGCAGACCGAGCGUAUAUUAGUCUGGAUGGUAUCGCUAAGGGCAACAUUCCCGCUACCGCUGCUACCGGAUACGGCUUCCACCUCUUUCGCGAGAGACCUGUGUGCAACUCUCAACUGCUUGCCAACAUCGGUCUUCGAUCAUCUUCAGGGGCAAUAGAUACAAGCAGAUACAUCAGCGAUGCUCAGCUAGCGAGCCACUUGGCCUCACAGCUUAACAUAACCGGCGCGUCGACACUCGAACCGAGACCAACGACCCCUUACUCCCUUCUCCUCCCCCACGGCCACCUGCCUCGAUCCCCGGGGACCCCGAACCUCGCCACCCAAGUCGAGAAGCCCCUCGAGCCCAAUGAAGACGACUCUUCGUGGCAGGAUACCACGGCUUCAACCAUGAGCCUUGCGGCCGGCGUCAGUGGCCAUAUCGGCGACGCCGCCACGGAGAUGGAGGAACAAGAGGAGGAGCAGGGGAGUUUCCUCGCCCAGCCCCUCACCGUCGCGAACGGUGUGGCCGUCUUGGAACAGAGCGUCGAGAUGCAUGAGCCUGACUUGGUCACCCAGGUUUAAGAGAGGCAUGGCGAAAGGAGUAGCGGCGCUGUGGCCAGUGGCGUUGGUUCAUGAAGGCGUUGGAUUGCACAAAAG
Messenger RNA from Colletotrichum phormii, 1188 nucleotides. RefSeq lists its product as uncharacterized. Bases 1 to 1113 code for a protein of 370 amino acids. The record is from RefSeq and is a predicted model, not a curated record. Lineage: Eukaryota; Fungi; Ascomycota; Sordariomycetes; Glomerellales; Glomerellaceae. The transcript has 4 exons.